This is a messenger RNA of Pongo pygmaeus (Bornean orangutan), 3722 nucleotides long. RefSeq names its product glycoprotein M6B (gene GPM6B). Bases 314 to 1300 code for a protein of 328 amino acids. NCBI's taxonomy places the organism in Eukaryota, Metazoa, Chordata, Mammalia, Primates, Hominidae. Gene Ontology annotation, molecular function: structural constituent of myelin sheath. The transcript is spliced from 8 exons. Gene Ontology annotation, biological process: axon development; negative regulation of serotonin uptake; central nervous system myelination. The record is from RefSeq and is a predicted model, not a curated record. Gene Ontology annotation, cellular component: membrane raft; plasma membrane; myelin sheath.
CUCCCACCGGAGCCGCAUUGAGACUGUAGGCACCACUGGGCGCCGAAUGGCUGUUUUCUAACUGGGAUCCUCGGUGACGUAUGGCUGCCUGCCCCUUGGCAGCUGUCUUUAUGGACCAGUAGGCAGAGCGAAAUUGACGCUGACAAGACUUUUGCAUCUUGGAAGGGACUGUAAUCUACUGUAGUGAAGAACAGAGCCUCUCAAUCAGACGGGUGUAAAUAAGAGACGGAGGGGAGUCCAAAAGAAAAGGAAGAGGAGGAAAAACAAGUGUGUGUUGGGGGGAACAGGGGGAAAAGCAUUUUUGGUGGAUGGUAUGAAGCCAGCCAUGGAAACUGCAGCCGAGGAAAAUACUGAACAAAGCCAAGAGAGAAAAGUGAACAGCAGAGCUGAAAUGGAAAUUGGCAGGUACCACUGGAUGUACCCAGGCUCAAAGAACCACCAGUACCAUCCCGUGCCAACCCUGGGGGACAGGGCUAGCCCCUUGAGCAGUCCAGGCUGCUUUGAAUGCUGCAUCAAGUGUCUGGGAGGAGUCCCCUACGCCUCCCUGGUGGCCACCAUCCUCUGCUUCUCCGGGGUGGCCUUAUUCUGCGGCUGUGGGCAUGUGGCUCUUGCAGGCACCGUGGCGAUUCUUGAGCAACACUUCUCCACCAACGCCAGUGACCAUGCCUUGCUGAGCGAGGUGAUACAACUGAUGCAGUAUGUCAUCUAUGGAAUUGCAUCCUUUUUCUUCUUGUAUGGGAUCAUUCUGUUGGCAGAAGGCUUUUACACCACAAGUGCAGUGAAAGAACUGCACGGUGAGUUUAAAACAACUGCCUGUGGCCGAUGCAUCAGUGGAAUGUUCGUUUUCCUCACCUAUGUGCUUGGAGUGGCCUGGCUGGGUGUGUUUGGUUUCUCAGCGGUGCCCGUGUUUAUGUUCUACAACAUAUGGUCAACUUGUGAAGUCAUCAAGUCACCGCAGACCAACGGGACCACGGGUGUGGAGCAGAUCUGUGUGGAUAUCCGACAAUACGGUAUCAUUCCUUGGAAUGCUUUCCCGGGAAAAAUAUGUGGCUCUGCUCUGGAGAACAUCUGCAACACAAACGAGUUCUACAUGUCCUAUCACCUGUUCAUUGUGGCCUGUGCAGGAGCUGGUGCCACCGUCAUUGCCCUGAUCCACUUCCUCAUGAUACUGUCUUCUAACUGGGCUUACUUAAAGGAUGCGAGCAAAAUGCAGGCUUACCAGGAUAUCAAAGCAAAGGAAGAACAGGAACUGCAAGAUAUCCAGUCUCGGUCAAAAGAACAACUCAAUUCUUACACAUAAAUGUUUGCCAGAGUGUUUCGGCCGACGUAUUUACAGCUCUGACAAAUCAUCAGACAGCUGCUCUGCAGUACAGAUGUGUAUCCCACCAAACUAAUGUAGAUGUACAAACACUUCACUGUCUGUCUCAAGCUGCUGGGAUGUAUCUCUAGGAAAACCUUCCAGUGGGUAAAUCUUUUUCUUUAGAACAAAUAUUGGAGGUUUCAUGUUAGCCAUUUUAAAAGGCAACACUUUGACAAAAUGAUCGUUCAUACUUUGGGAAUUUGUGGCAUGUUCACAUUUAUUGCUAGGGCAAUUCUACCAAGACACUCAAUGGAAUAUGUCACACUCCUUAAUAGGGACCUGUGACAUGCCAGCAUCAAGGGAUAAGACCAUAAAUUCACAUAUAUGCCAUCUGUCCUCAAGUGUUAUCUACAUAGGAAAUAAAAUGGAAUUGAUGUAAAGUUCCAUUUCUGACAGCUGACAUUUAUUAAACUUUGGAUCAAAGAUAACGUGAUUCUUACGAUUGACUUUUCAAAUUAGCUUUUCUCUCCCAAGUCCAGGACCCAUUAAUUUCCUGAGCCAAUCAGAAAUAUAUUUUUCAAUAAUACUAAAAUUAGCUAUAAUUCUGCUGACCCUACUAUUAAAGAAUCUGGAUGCUGUACUCAUUGACAAGCUUUCCAGAAGCAAUUUUAUAACAGAUUUCAUUUUAACAAAAUACUGAUCCAAUUUUCAUUGUUCUUGAGAAAUGUCAGCUUUGCCUUAAUGAGUAUUUGCUUUACAUUUCUAAGAAUUUAUAUCCUAACUAGAGACCCAAAUAUCUUUCACAGAAUUUUGUUCCAUAAAUGUUUUUCUUAAUUAUAAGAAGUGUUACCUUAUUAAAAUGACCACCAUUCUAAACCAUUUUUCAGUGGUCUGGAUACUAAGUUUACAGUUUCAUACCAACUAUCUAAAACCUAAUUGCAAAUUGACCACAGACCUCUAACCUCCUACUUUUAUAGACUUGAAUACUUAAGUAAUUUAAAUUAGGGUUGGUAUUUCAUUUUUUUCUUAUCUAAAUCUUAGUUUCCUGGAAUAAUAAAGUUUGAUGUUCAGCAAGAAAACUGCUUGAGUUUAAGCCAUUUUCAAAAGAAACUUGCCUUUUACAUUAUUGUGUUCCAGAACAUUAAGUGACUGUAGGUACUGGGUAUUAGUGAUGGUAAACUUUGUGUUGUUCUUUAUGAAAUGAUCCAUAUAACUGUUGGGUGCAUCAGUGCUUUUCAAAGGGGCUGCUUACUAUAGGGUUAACUAUGUAUAUUCAUUGUUAAGAGUUAACUUGUGGUUUGGCUGUUUCCUGGAUUUUAUAACAUAUACAUGUGCAGAAAUGUAUUCAAAUGAAAGGAAGCAUACCUUUAUCAAGAUGCUAUUAAAAUUGAACAUCAAGUAUAAUAUUUCAUUUGGAUUCUUUUUUUGGUUAAUGCCUAAAAAUGCCUAUUUGGGAUUUUGUUUUUAAAUUAAGAGAAGCUCUCUUCUGUGUAGAACAGUUGUUCCAAAAUAGCUUUAGUGUUUUGUUUUCCUGUUGCAUGACAGAUUUAACUAUUCUUUCCAGCAGUGGAGGUGCUGUCAGAGUCCAGUGUUCUAGAAGAGGCAGUGUCUAAAGCCUAAUUUUACUUUUCUAAUUCUGGUAGCUAUUACCAGGAAUUUUUGAAAGUUUUGUUUAAGUAGUCUAAUAUUUUUUAUGUAAAGAGCAUUAAAUUUUGCUAUGUAUAAAUUUUUGUAACCUAACAGUGAAUCAAUAUUUUCUAUCAGUGCCAAGGGCUUCCUGUAGUUCUAUUCAAGUGUUACAAUAAAUAUUUGUAGAUAAUAGUCAAUACUUGUGUAUGCUUAUUUUAAAGAUCUAUUUAGGUGGAAAUAGUUGUGGAUGUACUAAGAGUAAUGAAAUAAAAUUAUAGCUUCAUUCACUUGCCUUUUUACCAUACAUAAAUCCUAUCUUUCUUUGUUCUCAGUAUGGUGUCACUUUUGAAUAAUGUACAGAGUCAAGAUUUCACAUUGGUAUGGAAAUCAAAUCUGUGAGUGCUAAUUGUUUUAUUUCUGGCAAAAAUCUCUUCAGCAAUUAAAGAAAAUAUUAAAUAAUCCACUGGGCUGUACUGGGCAUAAAAGUGCCACUAGCACUUCUGUAGUUCUCUGUAUAAAGUAAUUUUUCUGACUAGUUUUUCAGCAAAUAAAUGCCAGCUACCUAUAGGAUCAACAAGGCUUAAACUUGGGCAAAGCAGAAACAAAAUAAGGGCACGUGUGUAGUUAUUUUUCAAACCAAAGGUACAAAAGUCUAUUGAAAGAUUUACUCUGGAAUACAAAAAAACCUAGUUCUAACAGUUGACUCUCUAGAGUAGCAGAGCUAAAUAUGUUACUUAGGAUUUUAUUUUAUAAUCUGUUUAAACUCUUCUCUCUCAACAUGAUUAUGCAUUUG